Molecule: messenger RNA, 4314 nt
Organism: Mauremys mutica (yellowpond turtle)
Lineage: Eukaryota; Metazoa; Chordata; Testudines; Geoemydidae
Gene: USP47
Product: ubiquitin specific peptidase 47
Exons: 29
Coding region: 142-4272 (1376 amino acids)
Biological process (GO): protein deubiquitination
Cellular component (GO): cytosol; nucleus
Molecular function (GO): cysteine-type endopeptidase activity; cysteine-type deubiquitinase activity
Source: RefSeq, a predicted model, not a curated record
GGGGCCGCGGCGCUGCCCUCGCGGGGUGGUGAGUGUUGCGCGGGGGGGAGAAUGAACCGCUCGCGUCCCUCCGCCUCCUCCGGCCGCUGCUGACGACUCCUCGGCCCAGCCUGCUGCGGGCCCAGCGCCGCGCCACCGGCCAUGGUGCCCAACGAGGAGAACCAGCUCGUCCCCAAAGAGGAUAUGUUUUGGAGUUGCAGACACAGUCUCUUUGAUGAAAUGAAGAAGAAAUUUUCACAGAUAGAAAGUGCUGCUGAUGAACCCAGAGUGCUGUGUAUAAUACAAGAUACUACCAAUUCUAAGACUGUGAAUGAACGUAUCACUUUAAACCUGCCAGCUUCCACCCCAUUAAGAAGGCUGUUUGAGGAUGUGGCCUCCAAAGUGGGCUAUGUUAAUGGAACUUUUGAUUUAGUUUGGGGAAAUGGAAUCAAUGUCGCAGAUAUGACUCCUUUGGAUCAAACCAGCGAUAAAUCUAUUCUUGAUGCUGGUUUUGAGGUAGGGAAGAAAAAUUUUCUACAUUUGACAGAUAAAGAUGGUGAACAGCCUCAUAUAAUGUCGGAGGAAUCAGGUACAACAGAUGAUGGUAAUCAAGAGAGGUUUAUAGGCCCUCUACCAAGAGAAGGCUCUGUUGGUUGUACCAAUGAUUACGUCUGUCAAAACUACUCAUACUCUUCUAUCCUGAGUAAAUCAGAGACAGGCUAUGUGGGAUUAGUAAAUCAAGCUAUGACUUGCUAUUUGAACAGCCUAUUGCAAACACUUUUCAUGACUCCUGAAUUUAGAAAUGCAUUAUACAAAUGGGAAUUUGAAGAAUCCGAAGAAGAUGCAGUGAUGAGCAUCCCUUACCAGCUUCAAAGGCUGUUUGUUUUAUUGCAGACCAGCAAAAAGAGAGCAAUUGAAACAACAGAUGUUACACGGAGCUUUGGAUGGGAUAGUAGUGAGGCAUGGCAGCAGCAUGAUGUACAGGAGCUUUGUAGAGUCAUGUUUGAUGCUUUGGAACAGAAGUGGAAGCAAACAGAGCAGGCUGAUCUCAUAAAUCAACUGUAUCAAGGCAAACUGAAGGACUAUGUAAGAUGUCUAGAAUGUGGCUAUGAGGGCUGGAGAAUUGACACUUACCUGGAUAUUCCAUUGGUCAUCAGACCUUAUGGCUCCAACCAGGCAUUUGCUAGCGUGGAAGAAGCGUUGCAUGCAUUUAUUCAGCCUGAGAUCCUUGAUGGCCCUAAUCAGUAUUUCUGUGAACGCUGCAAGAAGAAAUGUGAUGCAAGGAAGGGCCUGCGGUUUUUGCAUUUUCCAUAUCUGCUGACUUUACAAUUGAAGAGGUUUGACUUUGAUUACACCACUAUGCACAGGAUUAAACUUAAUGAUCGCAUGACUUUUCCUGAAGAGCUAGACAUGAGCACGUUCAUUGAUGUUGAAGAUGAGAAGUCUCCCCAAACUGAGAGUUGCACUGAUAGUGGAGCAGAGAAUGAAGGCAGCUGUCACAGUGAUCAGAUGAGCAAUGAUUUUUCUAAUGAUGAUGGUGUUGAUGAAGGAAUCUGCCUUGAAAGCAAUAGUGGUGCUGAAAGGAUUUCAAAAGUUGGCAUUGAAAAGAAUUCUUUACUGUAUGAACUCUUUUCUGUAAUGGUCCAUUCAGGAAGUGCUGCUGGUGGCCAUUACUAUGCCUGCAUAAAAUCUUUUAAUGAUGAGCAGUGGUAUAGCUUCAAUGAUCAACACGUCAGCAAGAUUACCCAAGAAGAUAUUAAGAAAACAUAUGGUGGGUCCUCUGGAAGCAGAGGCUAUUAUUCCAGUGCUUUUGCUAGCUCCACAAAUGCAUAUAUGCUUAUAUACAGACUGAAGGAUCCAACAAGAAAUGCAAAAUUUCUUGAAGUGAAUGAAUAUCCAGAGCAUAUUAAACAAUUGGUACAGAAAGAAAAAGAGUUAGAAGAGCAAGAAAAGAAGCAACGUGAAAUUGAGCGCAAUACUUGCAAGAUAAAAUUGUUCUGCAUGCAUCCUGUGAAACAAAUAAUGAUGGAGAAUAAAUUAGAAGUUCAUAAGGACAAGACACUGAAGGAAGCUGUAAAAAUAGCUUACAAGAUAAUGGAUAUAGAAGAAGCAGUUCCUCUGGACUGCUGUCGUCUUGUUAAAUAUGAUGAGUUCCAUGAUUACUUGGAACGAUCAUUUGAAGAGGAGGAGGAGGAUAUACCAAUGGGACUCUUACUUGGAGGAGUCAAAUCAACAUACAUGUUUGACUUACUUUUGGAAACAAGAACACCUGACCAGGUUUUCCAGUGUUAUAAACCUGGAGAAGUUAUGGUGAAGGUUCAUGUAGUAGACCUAAAGACUGAAUCUGUUGCUCCUUCUAUCAGUGUGCGAGCAUAUUUGAAUCAGACAGUUACAGAAUUCAAGCAACUCAUUUCAAAGGCUGUACGUCUGCCUGCUGAAACAAUGCGGGUAGUACUGGAACGUUGCUACAAUGACUUGCGUCUUCUCAAUGUGGGCAACAAAACACUGAAAGCUGAAGGCUUUUUUAGAAGUAAUAAGGUAUUCAUUGAAAGUUCGGAGUCUUUGGAUCGCCAGAUGGCAUAUACAGACUCCCAUUUGUGGAAACUUUUGGAUCGUCAUGCAAACACAAUCAGGCUAUAUGUUUCAUUGCCGGAACAAUCUCCUGGGUCUCAAUUUAAAAGGACAGUCAGUCAAAAAGCGAGUGGAGAUUCAGGCAAUUUGGAUGAAGCCUGUGCAACAGUGAAAGGACCUCUGGGUAAUAUGAGAUCUGUAGAGGCUAUCUUGGAAGAAAGCACUGAAAAACUCAAAAGCUUGUCGCUCCAGCAAGAGCAGGAAGGAGAUAAUGGAGACAGUAGCAAGAGCACAGAAGCAAGUGACUUUGAAAGCAUCGAAUCACCUUUGAAUGAGGUAGACUCUUUAGCAUCAACAGAAAACAGAGAACUUGAAAACCAAAUUCAAAUUUCUGAUCCAGAAAAUUUCCAGUCAGAGGAGCGGUCAGAUUCUGAUGUGAAUAAUGACAGAAGCACAAGUUCAGUGGACAGUGAUAUUCUUAGUUCCAGUCACAGCAGUGACACUUUGUGCAACGUGGACAAUGCCCCGGUCCCCUUGGCUAAUGGACUUGACUCUCAUAGCAUCACAAGUAGUAGGAGAUCUAAAGCAAAUGAAGGGAAAAAAGAAACGUGGGACACAGCAGAAGAAGAUUCUGGAACUGACAGUGAAUAUGACGAAAGUGGCAAGAGUAUAGGAGAAGCACAAUACAUGUACUUCAAAGCAGAGCCCUAUGCUGCAGAUGAAGGUUCAGGAGAAGGACAGAAAUGGUUGCUGGUGCAUGUUGAUAAAAGAAUUACACUGUCUGCCUUCAAGCAACACUUGGAGCCCUUUGUUGGAGUUCUCUCCUCUCACUUCAAGGUCUUUCGAGUCUAUGCCAGCAAUCAAGAGUUUGAGAGUGUUCGGCUGAAUGAGACACUUUCAUCAUUUUCUGAUGACAAUAAGAUAACUAUUAGACUUGGAAGAGCACUUAAGAAGGGGGAAUACAGAGUCAAAGUGUACCAGCUCUUGAUAAAUGAGCCAGAACCAUGCAAGUUUCUUUUAGAUGCUGUUUUUGCUAAAGGAAUGACUGUGCGUCAGUCAAAAGAGGAGCUACUUCCUCAACUCAGGGAGCAAUGUGGCUUAGAUCUGACUAUUGACAGGUUUCGCCUACGAAAGAAAACCUGGAAGAAUCCAGGCACUGUAUUUCUGGAUUAUCAUGUCUAUGAGGAAGAUAUUAAUAUUUCAAGCAACUGGGAGGUCUUCUUAGAAGUACUUGACGGGGCAGAAAAGAUGAAAUCCAUGUCACAACUUGCUGUUCUAUCAAGACGAUGGAGGCCAUCAGAGAUGAAGCUUGAUUCCUUCCAGGAAGUAGUUCUGGAAAGCAGCAGUGUUGAUGAAUUAAAAGAGAAGUUUAGUGAAAUAAGUGGAAUACCCUUGGAAUAUAUAGAAUUUGCUAAGGGGAGAGGCACAUUUCCCUGUGAUAUUUCAGUACUAGAGAUCCACCAGGACUUGGACUGGAAUCCUAAAGUGUCUACAUUGAAUGUCUGGCCUCUCUACAUUUGUGAUGAUGGCGCAGUAAUAUUUUAUAGGGAUAAAACUGAAGAAUUAAUUGAAUUGACAGAUGAACAGAGAAAUGAACUAAUGAAAAAAGAAAGCAGCAGACUCCAGAAAACUGGACACCGCGUAACCUACUCCCCUCGUAAAGAAAAAGCACUAAAAAUUUAUCUGGAUGGCGCCCCAAAUAAAGAGUCGACUCAAGACUGACAUUUACAAUAGCAUUUCCCUUGGGGAAUUUUUUUGUUUUAA